AUGGCAGCUCCCGUUGUUCUCAUUCUCGGCGCCGGUCCCAGAAUUGGUGCCUCCGUCGCAGAAAACUUCGCCAGUAAAGGCUACAAAGUGGCUGUCGCAUCUCGCAAGGGAGAGAACAAGAUCAACGAGAAGGGCUACCUUUCCAUCAAAGCAGACUUUACCAAUCCCGAGUCAAUCCCAGCCGUCUUUGAAGCUGUCAAGGCUGAGUUUCAAACCGCGCCUAGCGUUGUUGUGUACAAUGCAGCGACUCUCACUCCUCCCCCGGUUCAGGACUCUGUGCUGUCGAUUCCGUCUGAGCGGGUAACUGGCGAUCUAAUCGUCAAUACCGUUAGCCCGUACGUUGCGGCACAGCAGGCUCUCGCUGCUUGGGAGAGUUUACCCAAGGAGGCUAAGAAGACCUUCAUAUAUACUGGAAACGCCUUGAGUAGCAACAUUAUCCCCAUCCCGAUGAUGUUGAAUUUGGGUGUUGGAAAGUCCGCUUCAUCCUUUUGGGUUGGUGUUGCUGAUGCAUUGUACUCUGCUAAGGGAAUUCGAUUCUUCUAUGCUGACGAACGUCACGAAGACGGCAAGUUUAAGGGCAUGGCAGUCGAUGGCCCUGCGCAUGGUGAGUUUUAUCCACAGCUGGCAAGCAACGACGGUGGUGUUCCAUGGCACGCCACGUUCAUCAAGGGCAAGGGCUAUGUUAAGUUUUAG
Molecule: messenger RNA, 693 nt
Organism: Talaromyces stipitatus ATCC 10500
Lineage: Eukaryota; Fungi; Ascomycota; Eurotiomycetes; Eurotiales; Trichocomaceae
Exons: 2
Coding region: 1-693 (230 amino acids)
Source: RefSeq, a predicted model, not a curated record